Pocillopora meandrina is the source of this 4064-nucleotide messenger RNA. The record is from the annotation of a GenBank genome assembly. Lineage: Eukaryota; Metazoa; Cnidaria; Anthozoa; Scleractinia; Pocilloporidae.
AUUUUCACCGAGUGUGCGUGAGAAGUUCGAAAAAUUUUGAGAGAUCCAAUUGCCCUACCGUUUAAUUCUCGUUGUGGCCAUCUAGAUGAACUCAGUUGAACAAGGUGCCCUUCUCCUCAAAAAACAGCUUGCAGGUAUACGAUCUAUUUUAGUCCUUGCUCCCAAAACCCCGGCAUUUCAGUUCGAUGUUUCUACCAAUCCAAUGCAUACUCAUGGCGUCGUUUUCUUUCUGAAGAGCUCGACAAGAACCCUCCGGAGGGCUUUUCUGCUGGCCUUAUAGAUGAUGAUAAUUUGUUCAAAUGGGAAAUAAUGGUGGUAGGACCCCCUGAUACUUUCUAGUAAGUCUUAUUUUUAUAACUUUGCACUCGUGAUUUGUGAUACAUACACUUUGUUAGCCAACACGCACUUAUACGUAUUCAUCAUCCCCCUAAUAUGAUGCGUAACACUAAAAUUUGUCGUUUUGUUUACUAUUUGUUAUAGUGAGGGAGGUCUGUUCAAGGCACACUUGUAUUUUCCUAGGGAAUAUCCGCAAAAACCACCAAAAAUGAGAUUUAUAUCAGAAUUCUGGCACCCAAAUGGUAGGUACUUAUGUAGGUACGAAUUGAAGAACAUGUAUGACUUCCCAGGACACGUUGUUUUGCUCUUUGUUUUGUGUCGUAAUAGUGUUUGUUAAAGCCAUUCUUGUCAUCGUCAUAUUGAAAAUAAUUUUUAAAGGUAAGUUAGUGACAGAUGAAGCGUUUUGAUGUAAAUUCUAUCAACGGAGUGCCUCACCUUUGGAAGAAUUAACUUGAUUUAAGCAAUGAAACAAUGUUUUUCACCUUGUAAGUUUUCCCUUUGAUGUAGUAUUUUUUAAUGUCAUGAUAAUUCAAGAACAUCAGGCGAUAGAUUCCUACGUUGAUCACAAGUUUUCUUACAUCAUUUCUCCUUAACUUUAAGUUUUAUACCUCCUAAUAAUUCCCUAUGUUUAACCAGUAGAGAAUAGCUAACAAAAUUAGUUACUAACUUCAAUAAGGAACAAUCUUAUUGGUUAGCUAUGAGUGAAUAAUAGAAUGUAAAUUGAAACGCAGUGACUUGUAGUUUUUGUCUCUUUGUAGUUCACAAGGAUGGUGAAGUUUGCAUUUCUAUUCUUCAUGAACCUGGUGAAGACAAAUAUGGCUAUGAGAAGGCAUCAGAGCGCUGGCUUCCAAUCCAUACUGUUGAAACAAUCUUGAUAAGUGUUAUCUCCAUGAUAUCAGAACCCAAUGAUGAAUCCCCAGCUAAUGUGGAUGCUGCAGUAAGUAUAACUCCUUCAUCUGUUCAAUGAAUUGCAGUUUUUCUGCAACUUUUGUUUAGAUAUAUGUUUUUUUGUGAAACAGGAUAAUUAAUAGGCAAUUAUAGUUAUCAGAGUUGUUAGCCUGUAGAGCAGGCGUAAUUUUGGCCAGCAAGUGCGAAAUUAUGGUUCCCAUCUUUGAUUUUAAUGGCAGCAGAAGGCAGGGUAGGGAAAGAAAUUUGUACUAAGGAGGCAGUUGAUGGUCAAAAAUAAGGAGAGCUGUGGGGUUGGGGGAGUGAAGAUUACACCUUCCUGAGGUUAUUGUUAUUUUGCAAAACUCUUUUGGCCCACGACCAGAGUUCCUGAUUGGUGCUUUAAGCUCCAGCUGUCAAUCACAAGCCAAAUGUGUCAUUUGGACAUUGUGCUCCUACAGGAAAAUGUGAAAGAUGGCAAACUCUGUAAAUGGUGAAUUUGUUAUUUUCAAUUAAUUGCACUCUUGAGGAAGCUCUAAAGUGUCUUUUGGAAUAUUAAAAUAUGUCUCCUGCAUUAAAAUCAGAACAAAAAGAAGCAAUUUCUACACUGGCUUUGAGACUAGCCUGAUACUUCACAUGUUGGUUUUGUAUGAAAGAAAUUAUGACAGGGAAACCUUUAAGUGUAGUUGUCCUAGUUUGCCUCAGCCACAGGCUGCCUAAGCUCUAGCUGUGAGAUGAUCAUGUUGCAAAAUAAUGGUCAUGGUGAAAUUAUAAGAGUUUGUAUGGGAAUAUUUACGACCACUCUUAAGAAUGAAAAAAAUAAGACAAAUUCUCAAUAAAAAUACCUCAUCUUACUUCCAUGGUGCAUCACUAGUCAUUUGACUGCUUACUACGUUGAAGGAAACCCAUUCUAGCGAGUUUUCCAUUGUUAGGUUUUCUAUGUACAUAAGAAAUGCCGUGAUGCAUAACUAAUCAGGGGGAGUUUUGGUUUUUAAAAGCAUCUUUGGGCAGGUGUCUUUUCACCCAUCCCCCGCCCCCUACCCCUACUGUCCACUCUCACUCCAAAUCAAACAUGGCUGAUUGGAUAAAUGGUUGCCAGCCUAUAACGUUAGCUCACCCUAAUAAGAUGUCUGCAGUGCAGGCUACAGAGUUGCAAAGUAACAUAACCAUCUUGAUACUAGUAAAAUUGUGGUUAAAUCCAUCAACAAUACUGUGAGAUAAACUAAUUAUAAUAAUUUAAUAUAAUUGAUUUAUGUGAGUAAGACUGUGUCUUGUUUUGUCUUGUUUGUAUUCACCCUUCUCAUACCUUCUUUAAGAUAGUGUUAGACCAUUAACCCUUUAACUCCCAUGAGUGACCAAGAGAGAAUUUCUCCCUAUGAUAUUAUUACAAUAUCAACUAGAGAAGUGAUGAGAAUAAAGAAAAAUAUCAAUUUGGGGAUAAUUCGUUGAUCCAAUAUUAUAAGAAUUGUAUUGUUGACAGUGAGGAGAAUUACCAAUUUGAUCUGGGAGUCAAAGGGUUAACAGCUUUUGGCCAGUACCAUACAUUCAGACUGUAUGAAGUAAGAUGGUGACUGUAGUGUAUUAUUGAGGACAUGCCAGGCCCCUGAUUUCAUAUACAAGGCAGCAAACCUUGAAGUUUUCCAUAAUAAGCAAGCAAAGCUAGGUUUGAAACUUUUAGAAGGAUACAGUGUAGUUAUUUUUUUUGCAGAUAUCCACUUGGAAGUUUUAACUCUGUUCCUGUUUUAUUUUGCAGAAAGAUUGGAGGGAAGAUUACAAUGGAGUUUUUAAGAAAAAAGUAAAACAGUGUGUACGGAAAAGUCAAGAAUUUUGACUUCUGAAGAGUUUGUAGAAUGUUAUUGCUUCUGGAGUCGACUCUAAAAUUUGAUAUUAGUUAUUCCAAUAUUUUCUGUUACAAGUUCUUUAUCAUUAGCAGGGUUUUAAAGGGUUAUGUAUCUACUAGCACUCUUGUGAGCUGAUUACUGCUGUUUAACAAAUUGAAAAAUAUCUCAGAUUUGAUAAGAAAUUGAUAAUAAGGCAUUAAGUGUGUAACUUUCUUGUAAAAUUAUUCAUUUGGAAGUGUAGGAUAGAGGUUAUGAAAUAUUAAUGUUUGCAUGUACAUUGUAUCUGUUCAUGGUGGUAUACGUUUUUUCACUGCUUAUUGUAUAUUCAUUGUUAUGAAGCAGUAUGUAGCUCACCUGCUUGGGGCUUGCUUACAGCACAUCAUUUUGAUGCCAACAAGUAAUCUAGAUUCACACCUUGUAGUAACAAGAUGGUGAAGCCACAUGAAUAAUAACCCUUAAUUUUUUAUUGACCUAAAUUUGAGCAACGUAAUGACAGAUAUAGAAUAUAAUGACAUGAGAAGGCUUAACUCCAUUCUUUGUCAUCAUAGUUACUGUGUUACAUAUUAAAUUUGUUUUCACAAGAUCAAUCUGGCUUUAUAAAAAUUGUGGGUACACGUUGGAAUAAGAUUGUAGCCAAAAAAAAUCAACAAAAAAAUUCUGCCAUUUGCAAAAUCUCUCAAAAGUUCUCUGCUGAACAAAAGAACCUUGACACUAAGUGACACCUACCACUUAGUGCCCUUUUUUUUUUACAUUCUGUGAAAGAACACUUUCCAAUUUUCAAGAUAAUGGUCUACAACACACACAUUGCAAUAAAAAAAGAAUCUUAAGGCAACUUUACAUAUACUAAUAAUUAAAUAUAAUAUUGAUUUGUUUGCCACUUGUAACAAAAAAAUAUGAACUGUUUAUUUCUUUAAUUACUAAUAUGAAGAUAUUAUAAUAUUACAAUAUUUGAUUAACUUGAAUCCAGUUUCAUAAUAAUGCUACAUUGUAAUUAAAAAUAAG